AUGGGGUCGAGGAUUCGGUCUCUUGGGUUCCAUCUUUGGAAAGGACAGUGCAAUAAAUCAGUCAAACAGUGUUUUUGGACUCGUGUUUUAUAUACUACAAAUGCUACUUGGUAUGACAGCAAGUGCAGUAGCAGCUCUAAUCCUCAUGACAUCCUCCAUAGUGUCUGUAGUAGGGUCAUUGUACUUGGCAUACAUUCUGUACUUCGUGCUGAAGGAAUUUUGCAUUGUCUGCGUCAUCACAUAUUUGCUGAACUUCAUUCUCUUUAUCAUCAACUACAAACGACUAGUUUAUUUGAAUGAGGCCUGGAAACGGCAACUCCAACCCAAACAGGAAUAACGCCUGUUUGAACUUUUUGACUGACAGUCUGAAGACCCAACUUCCAUUAAGUUUAUUUUGCAGUAAUUUUUUAUUCUCCAUAUCAGACACUUUCCCUGAGAAUCAUAACUGAAUUUUUAAUUAUAAAUUUGAAGGGGCCCUAGAUAAUUUUUUUUUUGUGCUAUUCUUCAAUUUAAAUGUGGUUAUGAAAGAAAGCUCUAAUACAAUCCAAGACAAGCUUUAACUUUACUUUGAAGGAGUUUUAGCCACAGCAAAACCUAGUCUCUCUCUCUUCCCCCUCCACUUGUGAAGUGGGUAACACUUGCUAUAAAAUAUCCUGUAUAUAAAUUCAGGUAUAACAUGAUGUGACCAUGACAUUAAAUAUUCUAGACUAGCAUUACCAUAUUUAAUGUUGCCAUGUUUACAGUAUGUGUAUUACUUUUUUUUUUUAGCUGAUGGACUUAGAUUUGACUAAGACUUACUCUGUAAAUAAAAUUAGAAAUACUGGUUUCAUCCCUGGAGAACUCAGUGUACAAUUGAGUUUUGUUAGCCUAGGAGCUGUCGGAGUGUUCAGCUAAUAGUCGACUGACAUGAUGGAAGAAGUGACCUCUAUAGAGAACACCGUGUUGCUGCACUCACUGCUAGUGCUUUCAUGAGAAUGAUGGUUGGGUUUUGUUCCAUCUUUUUUUUUGUCUCCAGUAAUGAAAAUGAAUGAAAGCUGAAACCUGAAGUAUGUUC
Cariama cristata (Red-legged seriema) is the source of this 1054-nucleotide messenger RNA. It is a transcript of the gene VKORC1L1, whose product is annotated as vitamin K epoxide reductase complex, subunit 1-like 1. The annotation marks the transcript as partial. The record is from RefSeq and is a predicted model, not a curated record. NCBI's taxonomy places the organism in Eukaryota, Metazoa, Chordata, Aves, Cariamiformes, Cariamidae. The transcript has 2 exons. Gene Ontology annotation, biological process: vitamin K metabolic process; peptidyl-glutamic acid carboxylation. Gene Ontology annotation, molecular function: vitamin-K-epoxide reductase (warfarin-sensitive) activity.